Molecule: messenger RNA, 4702 nt
Organism: Coregonus clupeaformis (lake whitefish)
Lineage: Eukaryota; Metazoa; Chordata; Actinopteri; Salmoniformes; Salmonidae
Product: kinesin light chain 1-like
Exons: 14
Coding region: 367-1956 (529 amino acids)
Biological process (GO): microtubule-based movement
Cellular component (GO): membrane-bounded organelle; kinesin complex; cytoplasm
Molecular function (GO): kinesin binding
Source: RefSeq, a predicted model, not a curated record
GAUCAAUAUCCAUGGAAGACAUUUUGGAUUUAAAAUGAGCUCGGUCAGUGAUUGAAGAAAAUAAGCUCAGUUGGAAACACCAUUUAUCAUUGCGGUCGCCCUGAUAUUUACUUAGAAUGUACCGUCAAAGGGUUUGUUUGUCAGUCGUGCGCGAUGAAAUGGCGUCGUUCUAGUGAAAAUUUCCACGCAUUUAUCCCAAACCAUAUUGUCGCGCUCAUCUGGGAAUUCUGUUGGGAUAGGUUUGCUGCUGUUGCUGUCUCAGCUGUCCAGCUGUGUGUGUGUACAUCGAGAAGGCUCCUAUAGUUCCUGGCUGUCCUACGAGGAAUUAACCAAUUUAGCCUCUAAGUGUAUUAGGUCCACCAGGCAAUGUCAAUCAUGGUGUGCCCCAGGGAGGACCGACUGGAGAAGCUGUCCCAGGAGGAGAUCAUCUCCAACACCAAGCUGGUGAUCCAGGGCCUGGAGGCGCUGAAGAGCGAGCACAACUCAAUCUUGCACAGCCUGCUGGAGACCAUCCGCUGCCUGAAGAAGGACGAGGAGGCCAACCUGGUGCACGAGAAGUCCAGCCUGCUGCGCAAGUCUGUAGAGAUGAUCGAGCUGGGGCUGGGCGAGGCGCAGGUGAUGAUGGCCCUGUCUGCCCACCUGAACGCUGUGGAGUCGGAGAAGCAGAAGCUGCGUGCCCAGGUACGUCGGCUGUGCCAGGAGAACCAGUGGCUGCGGGACGAGCUGGCCAACACCCAGCAGAAGCUGCAGAAGAGCGAGCAGAACGUGGCCCAGCUGGAGGAGGAGAAGAAGCACCUGGAGUUCAUGAACCAGCUCAAGAAGUACGACGAGGAUGUGUCCCCUAUUGAGGAGAAAGAUGGAGAGCCUCCUAAAGAUACACUGGAUGACCUCUUCCCCAAUGAUGAGGAGGAAAACAGUCAAGGAAUGCCGCACCAGCAUAACAGCGCAGCAGUGGCCGCAGCCCAGCAGGGUGGCUAUGAGAUCCCGGCCCGCCUGAGGACCCUCCACAACCUGGUGAUCCAGUAUGCCUCCCAGGGCCGCUACGAGGUGGCCGUGCCCCUCUGCAAACAGGCCCUGGAGGACCUGGAGAAGACAUCCGGACACGACCACCCUGACGUGGCCACCAUGCUCAACAUCCUGGCCCUGGUCUACAGGGACCAGAACAAAUACAAGGAGGCGGCUCACCUGCUCAACGAUGCACUGUCUAUCCGGGAGAAAACCCUUGGGAAAGACCACCCUGCGGUGGCUGCGACGCUGAACAAUCUGGCAGUGUUGUAUGGCAAGAGGGGGAAGUACAAGGAAGCUGAGCCCCUUUGCAAGAGGGCUCUGGAGAUCAGGGAGAAGGUGCUGGGCAAGGACCAUCCUGAUGUGGCCAAGCAGCUGAACAAUCUGGCCCUGCUGUGCCAGAAUCAGGGCAAGUACGAGGAGGUGGAGUACUACUACUGCCGGGCCCUGGAGAUCUACGAGCGCAGGCUGGGCCCUGACGACCCCAACGUGGCCAAGACCAAGAACAACCUGGCUUCGUGUUACUUGAAGCAGGGGAAAUACAAGGAGGCGGAAAUCCUUUACAAAGAGAUCCUCACCCAAGCUCACGAGAAGGAAUUUGGAUCUGUGGAUGCUGAGAACAAGCCCAUCUGGAUGCAUGCCGAGGAGCGGGAGGAGUGCAAGAGCAAAGAUGACUAUGGAGAUUAUGGCGGCUGGUAUAAAAACUGCAAGGUGAACAGCCCCACUGUCAACACCACGCUGCGUAAUCUGGGAGCUCUGUACCGCCGGCAAGGCAAGAUGGAGGCCGCUGAGACCCUGGAGGAGUGUGCCUUGAGGUCCCGAAAACAGGGUGUGGUGGAGCUGCAGAGAGACGGAGACAGGAGGAGGAGCAGGGAGAGUCUGAGCAGCGUCAAAUAUGAGAGCGCCUCCGAAGCAGGGGAGGACGGCAGCGUGGACUGGAAUGGGGCCUAAAUCAGCGGGAUGACCUUCCUCCGCCACUCUCCUCAACCAAUCAAAUCAAGCCAACCAAUCAAAUCACGCCAAUCGAAUCAAAAUGGAUGCUGCUUGUCAUUUCCUCUGUGUGAAGCCUCUUCUAAUCUCUCAUGGAGGACACCUCCUUCAUCCCCACUCCAAAUUCUGGGCCAAAACGGAUUAUCCCUUUCACCUUUCUCUCUCUCUCUCUCUCUCUCUCUCUCUCUCUCUCUCUCUCUCUCUCUCUCUCUCUCUCUCUCUCUCUCUCUCUCUCUCUCUCUCUCUCUCUCUCUCUCUCUCUCCGUUCUCUAUCUUCCUGCAUUUUCCACACUCUGCCCUGCUUCUCCUCAUCUCUUACCCUCUUCCUCUUGCAUUUUCUCUCUCUCUCGCGCUAUAUUGCUAUUUCGUUCAUGCCCUCUCAUUUCUCUCAUCAUGCUGCAUCACAUCAUCUUUCUCUUCCUCUAUCCAUCUCUCCCCCUCUUUGUCUCUCCCUUUUCCAUUGCUGUGUCAUCACUUGUACUAUGUAUGAUAUUCUAACCAAUAAGAGAUGGUGGACAGUGGCACCAGAGGCCAAUUGAACACUGGAAACUUAACUAUCAAAGCUUUUGGAUUGGUUGUUUGAUUUUCCCUCUCUUCUGUUCUCCUUGUAUGCAAAUAUGAUUGCUUUUCAAUUGAUCUUCAUAUUUCCACCAAGCACAGUCACACAGUUGUAAUGGCAUCAAUUAUUAGUCCACUACCAAAUGAGACCAGUCAGAAUUUUUAUCCUGUUUUGUUACAGCUAUAACAGUAUUGGCCACUGCAGAGCAGCUAGCUACAGUACUGUUGUUUUAUUUUGCUGCAGCCAGCUUUUUGUCCUGACAUUUGACCAGGAUUGAACUACCUAGGUGCCUUUUAUUUUCAUUUAUUUUGUUAACUUGCAACUUGUUUUAAGUGUGACCAUGACCCUUGUAAAAUAUUUAUGCGUACUAUUAUGUUAUAUGGGAGCAGAUGUAAGAAAAUAAAAAAUAUUGUCACGUCCAAGUCACGUCGCCACUUACAAGCACCUUUUGAGUUUACACAUUGAUUACUUAUGUGUUUUAUUGAGAUUAGUGUAUCUGUCUCCUGUUUUAUUGUUUUUAUUUUGUUUACUUUUUUGUUUUAAUAUUUUCUUAAAUAGCAUAGUGUUAACAUAAUGCUUAUUUAUCUUUGCAUUGACCCUCUAAGCAAUUGCUUAAUAUUUUAAGCCAUUAUUAUUAUUAUUAUUAUUAUUAUUAUUAUUAUUAUUAUAUAGCCAUAGGAUCAGGAAUGAUGGUGGUGUCAGUGCCUGAUUAUGGUAUUGACUUUUAAAGAGGAACAGCUUGCUAAAUGUAGGUUCAAACAAAGUAUUUGAAUUGAAUGGCAUUGUGCAAAUUGCUUUUCCAAAGCCAUGGCUUGAAAAAUGUGAUUUUCUCUGUAAUUAUGCUCCAAGCAAGAGAUAAUCUUGUUUCAUAUAUUGAAGUAGCCAUUGAAAAGGGACACAAACACCAGAGACACAGAAACACACAAAUUAAUGUACACAGCCGCACAGUCGUUGUAUUUGACUUUGUAUUUUGAGUGAAAUUUCGUGAGGUCCAUUAUUUGGUUUUAGCUUGAUGGUCCUCUUGUUGUUCCUCACACAGCUCUCUCUCUUUUGUUAUCCUCAUCUUAAAAGCCUACUUUACCCUGUCAUGACGUAAGGCAGUCAUAACAGCUUAUGUUAGUUUAUGACACCUCUAUGAAUAGCCAUGGCACACAUGGAACGACAAAUGUUAGCUACCUUGUCAGCCAACAACUUAGUUACCUUGAACACAGUGACAUGUGACCUGGCUGGCUGCUCAUAAGCUAUACGUUAUAAAUUGACAUCAGAUUUUAGGAUUGCUCCUGAUGACAUUGUCAUGCUUAUAGCAGCUUAAAGAUCUGCUUUAGAUUGGGUAUUUUAAGUUAGUUGUAAGAUUUUUCAAACAACACUGUAGCUUGAAAUGUACUCACGGAUGUCCACUACUUAAUAACUGCUCCAGUUUCUUUUCUAUUUCCCAUGUUUCAGUCUCUUUAGUUUAGUUAGUAUAAAGAGAGAACGAGGGGAACGAUGUAUUUUAGUCUGAAUACGUGUAGUACUAGUAACUAACCUUCUAGCUAGCCAGUCGUUUCAGCAUUAGCCAACACCACCAAAUUGAAGUUGCCUGUAUGCCGUGUAGUUAUUACUCUAUAAGCACUUUAACUAUUAUAUAAGAACUGUUUCACAAUCAGUGCAGGUAUAUACUCAAUUAUAGUACAUUUACAGAUAAUUGUUUAAAAGAAAGUGCAUGUGCUUUACCAAAACUGAUGCGGUACUAUGAGCCUAUUAGUUAAAAUAGUUAAUGUGUAGUUAAAAGUAAUUACACUAUUGUUACCAUAUGAAAAUGCAAUUCCAUGUAACUGUGGCAUUUUGGUAUCUCAGUGUAAAGAGACGGCUCUAAUGUCGCUAACCGAUUCUGAAAAGCAGUAAUAGUAGAGCCAAAGCAGUAAUAGUGGAGCUAGCCAAUUCUGAAACACACUGGCUGUCGGGCUGGUAGGCCUAUGUAGUGGAGCAAUCUAGCUAUGUCACACUUUUUUUUUAAUCGGUCUGUCUGUAGAACGUUGUGCUCUCCAUUACUGAUACUCCUGUCUUGGCAUUAUGUAGGCCUACGUACACCCUUGCUUUGUUGCAUUGUGAUGAAUGUGUCAAUUAACUUUGUUUGACAUCGACUGAAAAUAAAGACUUUCAUUUUGG